Molecule: messenger RNA, 6155 nt
Organism: Myiozetetes cayanensis
Lineage: Eukaryota; Metazoa; Chordata; Aves; Passeriformes; Tyrannidae
Gene: ARHGAP28
Product: Rho GTPase activating protein 28
Exons: 15
Coding region: 59-2086 (675 amino acids)
Biological process (GO): negative regulation of stress fiber assembly; regulation of actin filament polymerization; regulation of small GTPase mediated signal transduction
Cellular component (GO): cytoplasm
Molecular function (GO): GTPase activator activity
Source: RefSeq, a predicted model, not a curated record
CACAGCACGGCCCUGUCGCUUCUGUCGCCAGCAGCGGGGCCGACAUGUGCCUGUGACCAUGGAGAUGAAGGACUCGGGCAGCGUGGUCCUCACAGCCUACCAUCCGCACAGCCCGGCCAGGAUACCGGGCAUGGAGCAGAGCUUUGUACAGGAUAUCCCUCCCAGCCAUUCGCCCGCCAGCAGAAAGUCUCUCCCUCGUUGUCGAAGAAUUAACAGGAUGCUUUCCAACGAGUCCGCACCUCCUCCUGCAUUCAGUCGCUCCAAUUCACAGGCCUCCAUGGACAGCACUUCCAUGGAGGACUUUUGGUGUGAAGUGGAGAACAUCAAGGAGAGCAGAGAAGAUGGAUCUGAAGAGGCAACACUCUUGGAGUUCAAACCUGCUGAUGAAGGGGAGCUGGAGGCAGAAUGGCUGCAAGAUGUAGGUUUGUCUACGUUGAUCUCUGGAGCUGAAGAGGAGGAUGGCCAAGCUCUGCUGUCCACUCUGACCAGAACUCAAGCUGCUGCCGUACAGAAGAGGUACAACACCUACACUCAGACCUUGAGGAAGAAGAACAAGCACACAGUCCGGGAUGUGCGAGACAUCUUUGGCACCAAUGACUCUUCCCUCACGUUUGAGACAGUUCCAGUGCCACCAGUUCCUUCUAAUGGUAUCCAGCUCUCUGGGCAAAAGCCAGUUUGGAAAUCAGUUACCUCUAAUAGCUGUCUAGACUGUGGACUAGAUAAAGGCAGCCCAUCCAUAACAGAAGAGCUAUCUUAUGAGGUCUCUUUCUCAGAAUCCAUUGCAGUCCUUCCAAAAACCCAAGAGUGGCCAAAAAAUCAGAGGUUCAAAAAAGAAGACUCGGCUUUGCCUAAAUUCAUUGUUCGGAAAAGCCGGUUUGGACUGACAGAGGUUGGAGACCUCUCCCCUGAAGACAUGAAGAAGAUCCGCUACCUCUCCCUGAUUGAGCUAACAGCCUUCUACGAUGCUCUGGGGGUGGAACUGAAGAGGAACCGUGCAGAGAGAGUGCGGGGACGAGAGAAUGGUCUUUUUGGAGUCCCUCUCACCGUCCUGCUGGAGAACGAUCAAAAGAAGGUUCCCGGAAUAAAAGUUCCCCUCAUCUUCCAAAAAUUGCUGCUCAAGCUUGAGGAAACAGGUUUGGAAACUGAAGGAAUUCUACGGGUUCCCGGAUCUGCCUCCAGAGUCAAGAAUCUCCAUCAAGAACUUGAGGCAAAAUUUUACGAAGACACUUUUGACUGGGACCAAGUACGAAAUAAUGAUGCAGCGGGACUGCUGAAAAUGUUUAUAAGAGAACUCCCAAGCCCACUCUUCACAGUAGAAUAUCUGCCUGCUUUCAUCACGCUAGUGGAAAAAAUCUCCAAGAUCAAGUUACAGCUACAAGCUUUGCAUCUGUUGAUCAUGCUGCUGCCUGAAGCCAACAGAGAUACAGCCAAGGCCUUUCUUCAGUUCCUGAAGAAGGUGGUUGCUAAUGAAGGGAAAAACAAGAUGAAUUUGUGGAAUGUUUCUAUGAUUGUUGCACCAAACCUCUUCAUCUACAAAGGGAAACGUGCAAACCAACAAGAAAUGCAAGCAGCUGCCACCACAGCACACAUCGUGCGGCUUUUAAUUCGGUACCAGGACAUCCUGUGGACAGUCCCAUCUUUCCUGAUUUCCCAAGUGAGAAAAAUGAAUGAGGCAGCGAUGAGCAACAGCAAGAGACAGCUGAUGUUUGACAAAGGAGUGAGAAAACUUCUAAGGAGAAAGACCAUGGAACGGGAGAGACCUGAAAGACCAGAGGGAGCUGUCACUUUUCCCCCAUACCUGCAGUCUGACAUACCCGAGGGGGUGAUAAGAGUUUAUGCUCCACUGCAUUCAAAAGUCUCUAUGGCAAUUCAACUCAACAGCCAAACAAAAGCCAAAGACAUCCUGGCUCGAUUCCACUGUGAAAACAGCCGUGGAUCAUCACAGAACAUGAGAGGCCAGAUCCAAAGUUUACAUGAAAUUGGAGGAAAUAUAGGUCAGCACUGCUUGGAUCCAGAUGCGUAUAUGUUAGAUGUCUACCGUGCAAAUCCUCAGGCAGAAUGGGUGAUAAAACCAAAAGCGAGCUGAAGUAGAAGGCUGCAGUGUACUGGACAAAAGCCAAAUGGACAAGAGUGAUGCCUGUCAUUUUAAGAAGCUCUUGGCAGAGACAGAACAGUAGCUACAGGACAUCAUUCCUUCCUACUGUACUGUCCAACUGAUGGUCAGCACAUACUACUUUUGGUAUUCCAGAUUCUGACCAUCAGAAAAAUAUCACAUCAGUUAUGCUUUCAUAUGGAUUACACUUGUGCCAGUUGGCCCAGGAAUUGAGGAGGACAGACCAAGGUACGGUGUGCAGAAAACAACCUGUCACAUGCGAGUUGUUCAUUUCCUGACCUGGUGUUAGAACACAGAUUUUUCAAAAUAAUCCAGUGACAUCAGAGGAUGAAUGAAACACUACCUACCACAGUGUAACACAGAAGCACCACAGAGACGUUCAAGAAGAGAAGGUACCUGUCAGAUGUGGAAGACAGAAGCUCAACAUGCAGCAGUGCCAAGACACAGCCUUGUGACAAACCAAAAUCUUUCUGCUGAAAGUAAACCUGUACAGUGUGCAUAACUGCAAUAAUUGUCUCUCAGUCACUCAGGAGUACCUGACACUGGGAGCAGGAGGUAGAAGGAAGGACUACUGUACAGACAGCUAUACUGCCCAGUGUGUACCACUGUAUUACAUAUCACUACCAGUCUUCCAAAAUGGUCUGUCUGGAUCAUGUAGCUUUGUGCAACUGUAAUGCCACAAACCAUUCUCUCCUUCCUUCCUCUGUCACACACACAAAUUUCAGGAGACAACUGCUAGGUAAGAAGGGGCAUAUGCCCCUGGCUCUGCCUUUUACUUGAUACUCCCAGAAUUAAGUCUGUGUAAUGCCAUACUAUAAGAUAUGUGUUACUGGUGCCACUUACAGUCACCACUUGUUUUUGUCAAACAUUAUAGUUUCUUAUUUGUAACCUAAUUAUUUUUAUUUUGUUUAUUUUAGCUUUAAUAUGUAAGCAAUUUUUAUACUAUUCAGCUGUAUUGACAAGAGAGAUCUUUGUUCAGGUCUUGUAUAAUACAACAUGGAGAAGAAAAAGAGUUUCCAAUGAGCAGUGGGAUUUAAUAAUUUACACAUUAGGUCUUUAAAGCCAUAGCCAAACUAGGCCCAAUCAUGCUGGGGGUUUUACAAACACAGAGAAAGUUGCAGCUCUUUUUACAGAUGACAUGCAGUCUAAGAAAACACGGGCUGACAAGAGAACAACGUGCUGCAACUGCAUUGGAAAUGUAAGACAGCGUGUCUAGUUUGUAGCUAGUCACAAGAGCAAGCACUGUUCUUCACCUAGUCAUCUCCUUUGGGGCUAUACUUUACUGAACUAAAGCAUGUUUGUUGAGUAGGGAAAUCACAAAUCUCUGGAAAAGAGCAAGUCUUUUUGUCAUCUUUGUCGUAUGCAAAAAAAUGGGAUAUACCCAUUUUUCAAUACCUUCAACUGCACUGCGAUGUCUCCAUCGUUAAGAUGAUGAUACUGCACAGUGAAUCCACCCACAGCCUGAGCAGUGAGUUUUGUUCCUGACCUGGAUGCACGGAUGAGGCAGAAGCUGUUUAUCAUGUAGCAAUAUAAAAGCGCUCUGAACCAAGUCCUCCAGGUGAACACGAAGGAUGGUGUCCUGCAAAGGAAGUCUGUUGAUUUGUGAUUCUCUGCUGAAGCUGUGCAAUGAGGAUCUGAACCAGAAGCAGGGCUUCUAGAAUGUGCUAAGUUAAUUGUGUUGUUCAGUAGUUAACUUUCUUUGUUAGUGAUCAGUGAAAGAAAUCAACAUUGAAUUAAUAACUUUACCAGCAACAAUAAUGUCUACAGAGGGCAGAUCUUGUCUUCUUUCUUACCUUCUGGAUAAAAAAUGAUAAAAAUUUAGCAACAUAAUCCUUUUCUUUAAAACAGUGACAUUUUAAACUUCCUGACAUUUUGUUUGGGCUUUUGUUUCUUUUUCUGUUGUUUUUUUUUUGUUUGUUUGUUUUGUUUUGUGAUUUUGUGUGGGGUUUUUUAUUAUUAUUAUUAUUUUUGUUUGGUUUUGAUUGGGUUUUUUGGCUUUUUUUUUUCCCCUUCUUUUUCUUUUUAACACUAAUGGAGACAUAGCUGCAGCCAGGAAAAGACCAGGACAGUUGUAUUAUAAAAUACACUCCUUAUUUUGACAACUACUUCUUAUAAGUAUACAAGAGAUAGUAGAUCUGUGGUUUGUUUAUAGAACUAAGGAUAAAUGUUUUGUCAUGUGUUUCACUCUCAAUACCCUUUAGUUCCCUCUGUGGCAAUGGACAACUCUUCCUAAUUAUGCUGCCCUUUUUUUUCAUCUGUAAAGCAGGACGAAUACUUUCUAUAUAAAGGCAACAUGAUAAUUAGUUAAAUUCUACUCUCAGAUGCAGUCAAACAAUUCCUUGAACAAUGAGGAGUUAUAAACAUCCAUCUAGGAAGGACAAACUUGGCAAAGGUGUUUUACGUGGAAAGUGCUUUGAAUACUAAGAGCACCAUAGAAAUGCUAAGCAUCACUGUAUUUAUAGCCAAUUAAAAGAGGUUCUAUGACUAUACAGAAAGCCCAAACAUUAACAAAAGCAUUUGAAAUGUCAUAGCAAAUGAGCUAACUUUCUACAGUACUUUCAGACAAAUACACUGACCUCCUCCAUCUUGCCCACUAACUUCACUCUGGGUUCUCAAUGGCCAUGCAAGGGAAAUCACAGAAAGCCCUGUGUUCAUGCAGUAAUUUGCUCAGCAUGUUCUGGAUCUCAUCAAUGUUAUUUCUGAAAUAGAUCUCCCUGCAUUCCAUACAGAAUACAAUGGGUUUUUGAAAGACUGAUACCACUUCACAACUUAUAAAGUUAUAUAUACGAUGUAAUAAAAUCCAUCCUGUGAGCACUUGUCUUAUGCUAAAACUGCCUGUAACUUUAUAAGACGUGCAUAUUAUCAGAUGAACUAGAUUCUAUGUGCAGUGCCCAGACUACUGCAGCGUGGCCAAACACCUCCCGUCUCUGAAACGGAAUGUCAAAAUUCUUUUUUGAUACAAAUGGACCUAAUGACCCAUGUCUACUGUGCUUAAUACUGUUCCACAUUAAGUUGGUUUGUAUUGUUGUGGUACACUAACUUGAUUUCAUGCGCUGCAUUGUUCCAUAUGCAUAUGGAACAGUCUCAAUGACAUUUUGAAAUAUGAGGUCUCAACUUUAGGCCAUAUAUUUCAAGAUGCUGGUGGAGGCAUGAGAAAUUUUGUUCCUCCUCACAGCAGCUGAAGUCAAAACCAAGUUACAAUUGGAUUGUCACCCAACAGAAAGCAACAUGUGUGGAAAGCUAUUAAUAAGAAAGUGGUAGCAAGCAGGGAGAAAUUAAUUCAAAUUCCAAAGAUGUUUUGAGCAUUUAUUUAUGUACUCCAUGGUUCUACAAAGACAAGCAUUUUGCGUAUCAACAAAGUAUUGUAAAAUUGAGACUUUGAGAGAGUUUACUAUUGUAAACUUUGAGAGAGUAUUGUAAAAAGUAGGUGUUGGAAACAGACUGGAAUACUCUAACCAGUUUAUGCAGCUAAUGUCAUUCGAAUGUGUGCGUGCGUGCAGAUGUGUCUGUGUCCAUGUAUAAUAUUAACUACCUCACUCUGCAUUUUCCAGGAAAAAUAUUUUGGCUUAGAGGUUUACUACUCAAGAACUUUCUAUUCUCAAUUUCACUUCUCCACUAGUGUUAUCAUUGACAAAAUGUCUUUAUUCUGUGGGGCAAGAUUUGAAAUUACAAAAAAAUAUAUACUAAAAUACAUAUUUCAGGAUAUGGAUGAAAUUUUAUCCAAACUAUGUUGCCUAAAUUACUGCUUGUAAUGUGAACAUUAUGAGAUCUGAUCUUGGGUUUAAAUAGACAACAGAUACAAACACACUGUGUUUCAUUUUUACUUUUCAAUGGCUUUCUAUUAAUGUGUGUCUUCUCUGGAAAAUAAUACAAUAAUGCCACUAAUCAAAGCAAAGUGUUUGUGUGUAUGUUUCCCUUGCAAUCCUCAUUAUGUUCUGUGUUUUGUUGAAGUACGCCAAUAUGUAAGUGUAUUUGUACAGCAGAGUGUGUCCACUGUAUUGUACCCAUGUCAAAAAUAAAACCAUACCAACAAAGAAAGCUC